AUGUCCCAAGAUAGAAUUUUAUUAGACUUAGACGCAGUUGAGCAAAGGUUAGUUCUCUUCAACUCUACCUUUCCUUCUGAUUCUCUUGAAGCACCCUUCAACUUUAGCAGCAAGGAAUCAACUUCAGAGAAUUUAGACAGAUUAGCAGGAACUAUAUUACAUAGCCGUUCCAUCGCCGGUCAUGUCUUCCUUUACAAAAGCAUUUUUUUAGAGAUAGUGGCACGUUGGACAAAGAAUCUCAAAAAAAAAGAUUAUGUUCUUGUAAUCGAAAAAUUAGCAAGUAUUAUUACAAUAUUUCCCUCUGCAAUGCCAUUAAUUGAAGAUUAUUUAGAUAAAGAGAAUGAUCAUUUCAUUACUAUUCUUCAAAACCCAUCUUCGCAAAAAGAUUCUGACAUGUUUAAAAUACUAUUAGCAUACUAUAGACUACUAUAUCACAAUAAAGAAGUAUUUGCACGCUUCAUUCAACCCGACAUUUUAUAUCAACUUGUGGAUUUACUCGCCGAACAUCAGGAAAGUCAGGUUAUUAUAUUCCUAGCAUUGAAAGUUUUAUCUUUGUACUUGGAUAUGGGAGAAAAAGCCAUAACUGAUAUGCUAGAUGCUUACAUAAAAUCAAACGAUUCAUUAUUGGGCCGUUUCGAGGGCGAUUUUAAAGUAGAUUACAGUUUCCUCGAACUGAAUGAAGCCAAAAGAUUUUCGAAUUUUUCUAAACUACCCUGUGUUCCAGAAUGUUUCACUAUUAAAAAAAACCAUAGCUACCUUAUUAUUGAACCUCAGGAUUUAAAUAUUAAGGUCGCGUCCAUUUGUGGUGUAAUCGUCCCUAAGGUCCACACUACCCAUGACAAAGUAGCCUACCCAUUAACUUUUGUUCCUACUCAAAAAACGGUUUCUUCUCUUCGUCAACUAGGAAGGAAGAUUCAAAAUUCAGCACCGGUUAUGCUCAUUGGAAAAGCGGGAUCUGGUAAAACCUUUUUAAUCAAUGAGCUAAGUAAAUAUAUGGGUUGUCAUGACUCCAUUGUAAAAAUUCAUUUGGGUGAACAAACUGAUGCCAAGUUACUGAUUGGUACCUACACUUCUGGUGACAAACCAGGCACGUUUGAAUGGAGAGCUGGGGUUUUGGCUACUGCAGUCAAAGAGGGUAGAUGGGUACUCAUAGAGGACAUAGAUAAAGCUCCUACGGAUGUUUUAUCAAUUCUUUUAUCUCUUUUAGAAAAGCGCGAGUUAGUCAUCCCAUCCAGAGGAGAGACUGUAAAAGCUGCAAACGGUUUCCAAUUAAUAUCGACUGUCAGAAUCAACGAAGAUCAUCCAAAGCAAAAUUCUAAUGGGAGUUAUAACUUGAAUAUAAUUGGUAUGAGGAUUUGGAAUGUUAUUGAAUUAGAGGAACCUAGCGAAGAGGAUUUGACGCAUAUUUUAGCUCAAAAAUUCCCCGUCUUGAAAAACCUCAUUCCUAAACUGAUUGAUUCAUACAAAAGCGUCAAAAGUAUUUAUUUGAACACAAAGUUUAUUUCGUUGAACAAAGGUGCACAUACAAGAGUUGUAUCCGUGAGAGAUUUGAUCAAGCUAUGCGAAAGGUUAGACGUUCUAUUCAAAAGCAACGGCAUCAACAAACCAGAUCAACUAAUCGAGUCUUCUGUCUACGAUAGUGUUUUCUCCGAAGCUGCCGACUGUUUUGCUGGCGCAAUUGGAGAAUUCAAAGCCUUGGAACCUAUUAUACAAGCAAUCGGAGAGUCAUUGGACAUCGCUUCCUCAAGGAUUUCUUUAUUUUUGACGCAACAUGUGCCCACUCUGGAAAACCUUGAUGAUAGCAUCAAAAUAGGAAGAGCUCUAUUACUCAAAGAAAAGCUAAAUAUACAAAAGAAAUCAGUGAACAGUACAUCAUUUGCAUUUACCAAUCAUUCUCUAAGAUUAAUGGAGCAGAUUUCUGUUUGCAUGCAGAUGACUGAACCUGUUUUACUAGUCGGUGAAACGGGUACCGGGAAAACUACAGUUGUUCAACAACUCGCUAAGAUGUUAGCGAAAACAUUAACGGUAAUCAAUGUUUCACAACAAACAGAAACUGGUGAUCUUCUUGGUGGGUACAAACCUGUAAAUUCUAAAACAGUUGCGGUUCCUAUACAAGAAACUUUUGAAACUCUUUUCAAUGCUACAUUUUCUUUAAAGAAGAAUGAGAAGUUUCACAAGAUGCUACAUAGAUGCUUCAACAAGAAUCAAUGGAAGAACGUUGUUAAACUUUGGAACGAAGCUUACAAAAUGGCUCAAAGCAUAUUAAAAAUCACAAACUCUGAAACUGAGAAUGAAAGUACAAAGAAGAAGAAAAGAAGACUUAACACUCAUGAAAAAAAGCUGUUACUUGACAAGUGGGCUGAUUUCAAUGACUCAGUGAAGAAAUUCGAGGCUCAAUCUAGCUCUAUUGAGAACUCAUUUGUCUUCAAUUUUGUCGAGGGUUCGUUGGUAAAGGCCAUCAGAGCCGGAGGGUGGCUAUUACUCGAUGAAGUGAAUUUAGCAACCGCAGAUACCUUAGAAAGUAUUUCUGACCUUCUUACUGAGCCCAAUUCCCGUAGUAUUCUUCUUUCAGAAAAGGGUGACGCUGAGCCUAUAAAAGCUCAUCCCGAUUUUAGAAUAUUUGCUUGUAUGAACCCUGCUACUGAUGUUGGUAAAAAAGACUUACCUAUGGGUAUCAGAUCAAGAUUUACUGAGAUAUAUGUACAUUCGCCAGAACGUGACAUUACUGAUUUGCUUUCCAUUAUUGAUAAAUAUAUUGGAAAGUACAGCGUCAGUGAUGAGUGGGUAGGAAAUGAUAUUGCUGAACUUUAUCUCGAAGCCAAAAAGCUUGCCGACAGCAAUACGAUCGUUGAUGGUUCGAACCAAAAACCACACUUUAGUAUCCGUACCCUGACACGGACAUUACUUUAUGUUACUGAUAUUAUUCAUAUCUACGGUCUACGCCGUUCCCUCUAUGAUGGAUUCUGCAUGAGUUUUUUGACUUUACUUGACCAAAAAUCUGAAGCCAUUCUGAAGCCAGUAAUAGAAAAAUUUGCAUUGGGAAGGCUAAAAAAUGUCAAGUCCGUCAUGUCACAAACACCCCCCUCCCCAGGACCAGAGUAUGUUCAGUUCAAACACUAUUGGAUGAAGAGGGGUCCUAAUGAAGUUCAAGAACAAGCUCACUAUAUCAUUACACCUUUUGUUGAGAAGAAUAUGAUGAAUUUAGUAAGAGCUACAUCAGGUAAAAGAUUCCCUGUGCUUAUUCAAGGUCCAACCUCAUCGGGUAAGACUAGUAUGAUCAAAUAUCUUGCGGAUAUAACAGGCCAUAAGUUUGUCCGUAUAAAUAACCACGAGCACACUGAUUUACAGGAAUAUUUAGGUACAUAUGUUACCGAUGAUACUGGCAAGCUGUCGUUUAAGGAGGGCGUUUUAGUCGAGGCACUACGAAAAGGAUAUUGGAUUGUUUUGGAUGAGUUAAAUCUUGCCCCAACAGACGUUUUGGAAGCUUUGAAUAGGUUGCUUGACGACAACAGAGAACUUUUUAUUCCAGAAACACAAGAAAUUGUACACCCUCAUCCUGAUUUCCUUCUUUUUGCUACUCAGAACCCACCCGGUAUAUACGGUGGCCGUAAAAUCCUUUCGAGAGCUUUCAGAAAUCGUUUCUUGGAAUUACAUUUCGACGACAUUCCGCAGGAUGAAUUAGAAAUUAUUCUACGUGAACGCUGCAAAAUUGCGCCAUCGUACGCAAAGAAGAUCGUUGAGGUAUACCGCCAACUAUCUAUCGAGCGUUCAGCUUCAAGGUUGUUCGAACAGAAAAAUAGUUUUGCUACUCUGCGUGAUCUUUUCCGCUGGGCUUUAAGAGAUGCAGUUGGCUAUGAACAGCUUGCUGCGAGCGGCUACAUGCUUCUAGCUGAAAGAUGCAGAACUCCGCAAGAAAAAGUCACUGUCAAAAAGACUUUAGAAAAAGUAAUGAAAGUUAAACUAGAUAUGGACCAAUAUUAUGCAAGUCUAGAGGAUAAAUCUUUGGAAGCGAUCGGAUCUGUUACUUGGACAAAAGGAAUGCGCCGACUAUCCGUUUUAGUUUCUAGUUGCUUAAAAAAUAAGGAGCCAGUGUUACUGGUGGGUGAAACUGGAUGCGGUAAAACAACAAUUUGUCAGUUAUUGGCCCAAUUCAUGGGUCGGGAACUAAUUACGCUAAAUGCUCAUCAAAACACAGAAACGGGAGAUAUAUUGGGUGCUCAGAGACCUGUACGUAAUAGAUCUGAAAUUCAACAUAAGCUGAUAAAAUGUCUAAAAACUGCCUUGAAUGUUGCUAAUGACAAAGAUAUAGACUUACAAGAGUUAUUACAGCUUUACUCUAAAUCAGAUGAUAAAAAUAUAACCGAAGAUGUUCGAAUGGAAAUAAAGAAGCUAAGAGACAGUUUGAAUGUUCUAUUUGAAUGGAGUGAUGGCCCUCUGAUUCAAGCUAUGAAGACCGGAAACUUCUUUUUACUCGACGAAAUAUCACUAGCUGAUGAUUCUGUUCUUGAAAGGCUAAAUAGUGUUUUGGAGCCAGAAAGAAGCUUAUUGUUGGCAGAACAGGGCUCAUCUGAUAGCCUUGUCACAGCUUCGGAAAACUUUCAAUUUUUUGCAACCAUGAAUCCUGGUGGAGAUUACGGUAAGAAAGAAUUAUCCCCAGCGUUGAGAAAUAGAUUUACCGAAAUAUGGGUGCCAUCCAUGGAAGAUUUCAACGAUGUCAACAUGAUUGUAUCCUCAAGGCUUUUAGAAGACUUGAAGAAUCUUGCUGAUCCAAUUGUAAAUUUCUCUGAAUGGUUUGGCAAGAAGUUAGGAGGAGGAAAUGCAACUAGUGGUGUCAUUUCUUUACGUGACAUACUUGCAUGGGUUGAAUUCAUUAAUAAAGUAUAUCCAAAGAUAAAUAACAAGUCGACUGCACUGAUUCAAGGCGCCUCAAUGGUAUUUAUUGACGCCCUUGGUACAAACAACACUGCUUACUUAGCAGAAAAUGAAAAUGAUUUAAAGUCACUUAGAACAGAAUGUGUUGUACAAUUAUUAAAACUAUGUGGUGACAACUUGGAACUACAACAAUUAGAAGCGAACAACAUUAUUGUGACUCAGGAUGAAUUGCAAGUUGGAAUGUUCAAAAUACCAAGAUUUCCAGGUGGUCAGCCUUCAUCCUUUAACCUAACCGCGCCUACUACUGCCUCAAACUUAGUAAGGGUUGUCCGGGCUAUGCAAGUCCACAAGCCAAUUUUACUUGAAGGUAGUCCAGGUGUGGGUAAAACAAGUUUGAUUACUGCUCUUGCCAACAUUACAGGAAAUAAGCUUACAAGAAUCAAUUUAUCUGAGCAAACGGAUCUAGUAGAUCUCUUCGGUGCAGAUGCUCCCGGUGAGAGAAGUGGUGAGUUUCUAUGGCAUGAUGCUCCGUUUUUGAGAGCAAUGAAGAAAGGUGAGUGGGUUCUUCUAGAUGAAAUGAAUUUAGCUUCCCAAUCCGUUCUAGAAGGGUUGAAUGCCUGUUUAGAUCAUCGAGGCGAAGCAUACAUCCCCGAAUUAGACAUUUCCUUUACUUGCCAUCCAAAUUUCCUGGUUUUUGCUGCCCAGAAUCCUCAAUAUCAAGGUGGUGGUAGAAAAGGUCUUCCCAAAUCUUUCGUCAAUCGUUUUAGUGUGGUGUUUAUUGACAUGCUUACAUCCGAUGAUCUCCUGUUGAUUGCCAAACACUUAUAUCCAAGUAUUAGCCCAGAUGUUAUUGCUAAAAUGAUUAAGCUGAUGUCUACUUUAGAGGAACAAGUCUGUAAAAAGAAACUUUGGGGUAAUUCUGGCUCGCCGUGGGAGUUCAAUUUGAGAGAUACGUUGCGCUGGUUAAAAUUGCUCAACCAAUAUUCAAUUUGCGAUGAUGUGGAUGUGUUUGACUUUGUCAAUAUCAUCGUUAAGCAGAGAUUCCGUACUAGCAGUGAUAAGAAUAAAGCACAACUCCUUAUUGAAGAUAUUUUUGGGGGAUUCUCAACCAAAGAAAACUUUUUCAAACUCACAGAAGAAUAUAUUCAAAUCAAUAACGAGGUAGCCCUAAGAAGUCCACACUACCGCUAUCCAAUCACUCAAAAUCUUUUUCCGUUGGAAUGCAACGUUGCAGUUUAUGAAUCUGUUUUGAAAGCAAUCAAUAAUAAUUGGCCGUUGGUGCUUGUUGGACCCUCGAACUCCGGUAAAACUGAAACUAUAAGAUUUUUAGCCUCAAUUUUAGGUCCGAGAGUAGAUGUAUUUUCCAUGAACAGUGAUAUAGAUAGUAUGGAUAUCCUUGGUGGUUACGAACAAGUUGAUUUGACUAGAAAAAUAUCGUACAUUACCGAAGACAUAACAAAUACCGUAAGGGAAAUCAUCUCGACGAAUAUGAAGCUACUACCAAAUGCUGCUGCAAUCAUAGAAGGUCUGAACUUAUUGAAAUAUUUGCUCAGUGAUAUCGUUACGCCUGAAAAAUUCCAAGGUUUCAGAAGUCGUUUUAACAAGUUCUCCUCACACUUAGAAGGGCACUCCUCAUUGAAAACCAUUAAUAUGAAUAUUGAAAAAAUGUCAGAAAUCAUCACUAAGGAAGCGUCGGUUAAAUUCGAAUGGUUUGACGGUAUGCUGGUCAAAGCAGUUGAAAAAGGCCAUUGGCUGAUCUUAGAUAAUGCUAAUCUUUGUUCCCCUUCCGUCCUCGAUCGACUGAACUCUUUAUUGGAAACAGACGGGUCGCUGCUUAUCAAUGAAUGUAGCCAAGAAGAUGGUCAACCAAGAGUUCUUAAGCCUCACCCCAACUUUAGAUUAUUUUUGACCAUGGAUCCCAAAUAUGGCGAAUUAUCCCGUGCUAUGAGAAAUAGAGGCGUGGAAAUUUAUAUUGAGGAAUUGCCCAAUCGUUCUACUGCUUUUGAUUGUCUCACUCUAGGACUCGAAGUCAAAAAGACGGAUACUGACUUUGUUUCUAUUGAUGAUGGUAUCAAAAAAAUAGAACUAAAUGAAUCAAAUACGCCAAUGCCAUUAAAACACUUUGUUCCAUCCUAUUUAAGCAGACCCUGCAUAUUUGCACAAGUACAUGAUAUCAUAUUAUUAUCAGACGAGGCUCCACUUGAAGAAUCUCUUGCAGCUGUUAUUCCGAUCUCCAGUUUGGGGAAGGUUGAUAAAUGGGCCAAUAAUAUUUUGAAUUGCAUGGAAUACUCAGAAAAGAAUAUCGUAGAAAAGCUUUAUGUUUUUAUAAAAUUUUUUACUGACAUGGGUAUCUUAGAGAAGAUUAAUAACCUAUACGCUCCUGCAACCCUAAAACUGCAAGGGGCUUUGGGGAUACAUGAUAAGCAACUAACAGAAGAAACUCUCUCACUUACCUUGAACGAGUAUGUUCUUCCAACAAUUAGCAAGUAUUCGGAUAAAAUUAAAUCUCCAGAGUCGUUAUAUUUAUUAUCAACUUUAGGUCUGUUACUCAACUCUUUGAACGCUCUCAAAUCAAUCAAUGCGAAAUCAACUCACGGAAAAAUUGACGAACUGACGUACAUUGAAUUAUCUGCAGCUGCGUUUAAUGGUCGCCAUCUAAAAAAUACGCCUCGCAUUCCAAUAUUCUGUAUUCUCUACAAUAUUUCAACUGUAAUAUCUGAAAACUUCAAGACAAAAAGUUUGUUUUGCGGCUCUAACCAAUAUCAACACUAUUGGGAUUUGCUAGUUAUUGUAAUUGCGGCAUUAGAAACGGCCACUACAAAGGAUGAAGCACGUCUAAGAGUAUACAAGGAGUUAAUAGAUAACUGGAUUGCGUCCGCAAAAACUAAAUCGGACAUUGAGAUAACUCCCUUCCUUAACAUCAAUUCAGAAUUUACUGAUGUUUUACAUUUGUCAAGGGGCCACUCUAUAACUUUAUUAUGGGAUACAUUCAGGAAGAAUUAUCCGACAACCUCCAAUAGUUGGCUAGCUUUCGAAAAGCUUAUUGAGUUAUCCAAGAAAUUUGACAGAGUGCGUCUGCUACAAUUUUCGGAAUCAUAUAGUUCUAUUCAAGAUUUGAUGGACAUUUUUAGGCUGCUAAAUGAGGAUGUGUUGGAUAAUAAUUUACCUGAGUUUAACUUUCUGCUAUCGAAGUUGGAAGAUGGUAUAAGCGAAUUGGAACUCAUUUCAAGUAAGUUUUUAAACAAAAGAAAACAUUAUUUUGCCACCGAAUUUGACAACUUGAUCAGAUAUACCUUCUCAGUCGAUACAGUUGAGCUAAUAAAAGAACUUGCACCUGCUUCUUCUUUAGCCACAGAAAAACUCACAAAACUUAUUAUAAACAAAUACAAUUAUCCUCCCGUUUUUGAUGUUCUUUGGACCGAAAAUAAUGCUAAGUUGACUUCUUUUACCUCUUCCAUAUUUUCGUCCCAGUUUCUCGAAGAUGUCGUUCGUAAAUCUAAUAAUUUGAAAACAUUUUCCGGAAAUCAGAUCAAACAAUCUAUUAGCGAUGCCGAAUUGUUGCUGUCUUCAACUAUCAAAUGUUCGCCUAACCUACUUAAAAGCCAAGUGGAAUGCUUUGAAAAUAUGUUGAUGACAUGGCUUAGAAGGAUCAUUGAUAUUCACGCCGGCAGGGACUGCUCAAAAUUGAGUUUGAAAGAGAUCAGCUCCCUCAUAGAAGAAAAAACUGCUUCAGAGACAUGCGUGACUUUUGCAGAGUACAUUCUUCCUGCUCUAGAGUUGAUUGAAAGUUCGAAAUCACUAGAAGCAUUAGGAGAGGCUUGGAUCUUAUUCGGUACAGGUUUGCUUUUGUUAUUCGUUCCAGAUUCUCCCUAUGAUCCAGCGAUACAUGAUUACGUUUUAUAUGACUUAUUUUUAAAGACCAAAACAUUUUCUCAAAAUUUAAUGAAAAGUUGGAGAAAUGUUCGUAAAGUAAUCAGUGGCGAUGAGAAGAUUUUCACAGAAGAACUCAUCAAUGUUAUAAGCGAUGAAGAUGCACCUCAAUCCCCUAGGGUAUAUCGUACAGAUAUGUCUAUUGAUUGCUUAUUUGACGAAUGGAUUGCAUUCUUGACGUCAACUAUGAGUUCUCAACAAAUAAAAGAGCUUGUAGGCGCUUACGAGUGCAAUUCGGAUCAAUCGGAUCGUAGAUUAGAAAUGCUCCAACAAAAUAGCUUUCAUUUCCUGAACCGUCUCGAAAGCGGUUACUCAAAAUUUGCCGAUUUAAACGAUAUCCUUGCAGGAUAUAUUUACAGUAUCAACUUUGGUUUUGAUUUAUUGAAACUUCAAAAGUCUAAAGAUAGGGCAAUAUUCCAAAUCUCUCCUUUGUGGAGCAUGGAUCCUAUCAAUAUUUCAUGUGCAGAAAAUGUUUUGAGCGCUUAUCAUGAGCUAUCAAAAUUCUUCAAGAAGAGUACUGUGGAAGAUAGUUCGGUGGAAAAGGUUUUGAUGUACUUCUUGAUGCUGUUCAAGUUCCAUAGAAAUGACACAAUAUUACUGGAAAUUUUCGAAGCUACCUUGUAUACUUUGUAUUCAAGAUGGUCUUUGAGACGCUUCAGACAGGAACAAGAGGAGAAUGAAAAGUCAAGUAUGUUCAAAUUCAGCGAUAACUCAGAUGAUUACGAGACAGAUUUCAAAAACCUGUUUCCAGAUUACGAGGACACAGUUUUGGUAACUGAUGAAAAAGAUGCUUCCAGCCCUGAAAAUCUGGAUGAAAUAUAUUUCCAGCUUGCCGACACAUAUAUCUCGGUAUUUGAUAGAGAUCAUGACGCGAACUUUUCUUCUGAAUUGAAAAGCGGUGCGAUGAUAACAACCAUAUUGAGUGAAAAGUUAGAAAACACCAAGAUAGAAGAGUUAAGAAGCGGAUCUUUGUCUGCUGUGAUUAAUAGACUUGAUGAGGAAACACAAUCUUUCAAAAAUGCGAAAGAUUUUGGUGAUAUUGAUUUUUACCACGAUUUCUCUAUUCCAGAGUUUCAAAAAGCAAGUGAUAUUAUCGAAACUGUUCUUAAGUCGGUCUUGAAAUUGUUAGAGCAGUGGCCAGAACACGCUACCCUCAAUGAAUUAUACCGAGUUUCCCAAGAAUUCUUAAACUAUCCUAUUCAAACACCCUUGGCAAGACAGCUCCAAAAGAUCGAACAAAUAUAUACUUUCCUAGCUGAAUGGGAAAAAUACGCAUCUUCUGAGGUAUCUCUGAAUACCACCCUAAAACUGAUUACUGAUUUGAUAGUUUCAUGGAGAAAAUUGGAAUUACGUACCUGGAAAGGUCUUUUCAACUCGGAAGACGAAAAAACUAGGAAGUCCAUUGGUAAAUGGUGGUUUUAUUUGUACGAGUCAAUUGUCAUUUCAAAUCUUGGUAAUGAAAAGAAGGAAACCACCUCUAACACUACUCUUUUGGUGAGUUCACUUAACCUAUUUUUUAGCAAAAGUACGUUGGGUGAAUUCAAUGCUAGACUGGAUCUUGUAAAAGCGUUCUACAAACACAUUCAACUCAUUGGGUUAAGAAACUCGAAGAUAGAGGGUUUACUCCAUAAUACCCUAAAAUUCUAUUAUCAGUUUAAACCGGUAAUUGAUGAGCGCAUUGCAAGUGGAAGAAAGAGCCUAGAAAAAGAAAUUGACGAUAUAAUCCUUUUAGCUAGUUGGAAAGACGUUAACGUUGAUGCUUUGAAACAAAGUUCUCGUAAGUCCCAUAAUAACCUUUACAAAAUUGUUAGAAAAUACCGUGAUUUGCUAGGUGGUGAUGCGAAAACCAUUAUUGAAGCCGGUCUUUCGUAUACCAACAAAAAUAAGUUUAAGCUCCCUACUUUAAGGCAGCAUUUCUACGAAGACCUCAACUUAGAGGCUUCGAAAAAUUUAGUAAAAAAGAUAUCUAGUUGGAGUACGAGACCUGCGUCAUUAAAAAAUAUUGACAUGGUAACAAGUAACAUGGACUCCUACUUAGAAAACAUAUCAUCGCAGGAAUUCCCUAACUUUGCAGAUCUAGCUUCCGACUUUUAUGCUGAAGCUGAAAGGUUGCGUAAGGAAACACCAGAUGUGUAUACGAAGGAGAACAAGAAAAGGUUGGCAUAUUUAAAAACUCAAAAAAGUAAAGUUUUAGGUGACGCAUUGAAAGAAUUAAGGAGGAUCGGUUUAAAAGGCAAUUUCAGAGAAGACAUUCAAAAAGUUCAAUCUUCAACAACAACUAUUUUGGCAAACAUUGCCCCCUUCAAUGAUAAAUAUUUAGAUUCCGCAGAUGCAUUUUUUUUCAAGGUUCUUGACCUUUUACCUAAGCUGAGAAGCGCUGUGUCAAAUCCAAGUGAUGAUAUCCCUGUUGCUGCUAUAGAAAGAGGUAUGGCGCUCACCCAGAGUUUGAUGUUUUCCCUAAUUACAGUCCGUCACCCUCUAUCGGUAUUUGCGAAUGAUUAUUGCAAGGUUAACGAUAUGAUAUUAGACUUAGAAUGUUUUACGCACUUAAAGGGUGAUAUUGUUCAUUGUUCAUUAAAAACAGAUAUAGAUAAUGUCAGAUUAUUCGAAAAGUGGCUACCUUCUUUGUUAGACUAUGCUGCACAGACCUUGUCUGUUAUUUCUAAAUAUUCAACAACUUUAGAGCAACAAAAGGUCUUAUUAGAUGCAAAAUCGACUUUAUCUUCGUUUUUCUUACACUUCAAUACAAGCCGAGUUUUUGAUUCUUCAUUUAUCGAGUCAUAUUUUAGGUUUGAGUUAUUUAUUAAUGAAUUGUUAAAGAAGCUUGAAAACGCAAAGGAGGCAGGAAACGCUUUUGUUUUUGACACCAUUAUAGAGUGGAUCAAAACAAACAAAAGGGUUCCUAUUAAAAAGGAACAAAAGAGAGGUCCUUCCGUGGAAGAGAUUGAACAAGCUUUCCGCCGUACUUUCACAUCCAUUAUAUUAUCUUUCCAGAAGGUAAUUGGGGAUGGUUUUGAAUCUAUAUCCGAAACUGAUGAUAAAUGGUUAUCUACUAGCUUCAAGAAAAUUAUGAUAAACGUCAAACUAUUAAGAUCUGGUGUUGUAUCUAAAAAUAUAGAGGCUGCAUUAUCUUUGUUGAAGAGCUUUGAUUUUGCCACUACGGAAUCGAUUUACAUUAAAUCGAUUAUAUCAUUUACUCUACCGGUAAUCACACGCUAUUGCAACGCAAUGACCGUGGUGCUUGACAGAUCAAGAAACUACUACACGAACACAAGUCAUGGUACGUACAUUCUAUCGACAAUAUUGCAUAGCUUAGCCAAAAAUGGAUUUUGUUCUCCGGAGCCACCAUCUGAAGAAGUUGACGACAAGAACUUGCAAGAUGGUACGGGCUUGGGAGAUGGUGAAGGUGCUCAAAAUAACAAUAAAGAUGUCGAACAAGAUGAAGAUUUGACAGAGGAUGCACAAAAAGAAAAUAAAGAUCAACAGGAUAAGAAUGAAAGAGAAGACGAGAAUGAAGAUGAUGCCGUUGAGAUGGAGGGAGAUAUGGCUGGUGAAUUAGAAGAUUUGUCUAAUGGUGAAGAAAAUGAAAAUGAUGAUGAACAUACUGACAGCGAAGAAGAAGAGUUGGAUGAAGAGAUUGAUGACCUGAACGAAGAUGAUCCUAACGCUAUUGAUGAUAAAAUGUGGGAUGAAAAGGCAAGUGAUAAUUCUAAAGAAAAAGAUACAGAUCAGAAUUUGGAUGGAAAAAAUCAAGAGGAAGAUGUACAAGCUGCUGAGAAUGACGAACAACAGCAGGAUAGUAAAGAAGGAGUGGAUGAAGACUCAAAAGCACCUGAAGAUGGCGAUGAGGAAAUUGAGAACGAUGAAGAUGCAGAAGAUGAAAAUGACGUUGGUGAACAAGAGGACGAAGUUAAAGAUGAACAAGGCGAGAAUUUGGAGGCCAACGUUCCCGAAAUCGAAACCCUCGACCUUCCUGAAGAUAUGAAUUUAGAUUCGGACCGUGAAGAAUCAGACGGAGAUAUUGAUAUGUCAGAUGAAAUGCCAGAUGAUCUAAACAAGGAAGAGGCUGAAAAUGAAAAUGAAGAAGUCAAACAAGAAGCCGGUAACGAAGAUGACAAUGAAGACGAUGAAUCAGACUCUCAAAUAGAUGUGAACGAAGCAGAAACAGCUUUUAACGAAGAAAAAGAUGCUGAAGAGGACGUGAAUAUGACUAAUGAUGAGGGAAAAGAAAAUGAAGAAAAUGUCCCAGAAGAGCAAGUCAUGUCCGAUGAAGAAUUAAAGCAGGAUGAUGGUAUAGAAGACGACAAAGAGAAAGGAGGUGAGCAGAAUACGGAGGGGCUUGAUGGCGUUGAGGAAAAGGCUGAUAUUGAAGACAUCGAUCAAGAAGCUGCCGUUCAACAAGAUUCCGGAUCUAAAGGAGCUGGUGCUGAUGCUACAGACACUCGAGAACAGGAGGACGUUGGAGGUUCAGGAACGACUCAGAAUACCUAUGAAGAAGACCAAGAAGAUUUGACAAAGAAUAAUGAAGAAUCACGCGAAGAAGCCACGGCCGCUUUAAAGCAAUUAGGUGACAGUCUGAAAGAAUAUCAUAGGCGUCGUCAAGAUAUAAAAGAGGCACAAACCAAUGACGAAGAGAAUGACAACUUGGAGAAAAGGAACGAACGUCCAGAUGAAUUUGAACACGUUGAAGGUGCAAAUACUGAGACAGAUACCCAAGCCUUAGGUUCUGCAACACAGGAUCAAUUGCAAACCAUUGAUGAAAAUAUGGCUAUUGAUGAUGAUAGGGAAGAACAAGAAGUGGACCAAAAAGACUUGGCAGAAGAAAGCGAUAAUGAAAAAAUGGAUAUUGAUGAAGAAGACAUGCUAUCUGAUGUUGACGAGCAUGAUGCUAACAAUGGUACCGAUAGUAAAAAGUCAGGAUUUAUCGGUGAAAGAAAGACUGAGAAAGAUCUUGAGAAUGAACUUCCAAAUGAACACUUCUUGCCAGAUCAAGAGGAUAAAGAUGAACUGCAAGCUUUAAUUGAAAACGUUGAAGAUAAUACGCAUGAUGCAAGCGCUAGUUUAACACCAGAAAGAUCGUUAGAGGAAUCCCGCGAAUUGUGGCACAAAAGUGAAAUCUCCACCGCCGAGUUAGUAUCGCGUCUUGGCGAACAAUUAAGACUAAUUUUGGAACCCACCUUAGCGACAAAGCUGAAAGGUGAUUACAAGACUGGUAAAAGACUGAAUAUGAAAAGAAUUAUUCCAUAUAUUGCCUCACAAUUCCGUAAAGACAAAAUCUGGUUGAGAAGAACUAAACCCAGCAAACGUCAAUACCAAAUCAUGAUUGCACUUGAUGAUUCUAAGUCCAUGAGUGAAUCCAAAUGUGUCAAACUCGCUUUCGAUAGUUUAUGCUUGGUCUCUAGGACAUUGACUCAAUUAGAGGCUGGAGGGUUAUCUAUUGUCAAAUUCGGUGAAAAUGCUAAAGAAGUUCACUCAUUUGACCAACAGUUUAGUAACGAAUCGGGCGCAAGAGCGUUCCAGUGGUUCGGUUUUCAAGAAACUAAAACAGACGUUAAAAAACUUGUCGCUGAAUCUAUUAAAAUUUUUGAACGAGCCCGCGCUAUGGCACAUAAUGACCAAUGGCAGCUGGAAAUUGUUAUUUCUGAUGGUAUUUGUGAAGAUCAUGAGACAAUACAAAGACUAGUACGUCGUGCUAGAGAAAACAAAAUCAUGUUGGUUUUUGUUAUCAUAGAUGGCAUUACUUCAAAUGAAUCCAUCUUAGACAUGAGCCAAGUAAACUAUAUUCCAGAUCAAUUUGGUAACCCACAAUUAAAGAUUACCAAAUACUUGGAUACUUUUCCCUUUGAAUUUUAUGUUGUUGUCCACGAUAUCAGUGAACUGCCCGAAAUGCUUUCAUUGAUUUUACGUCAAUAUUUUACGGACCUGGCUUCUAACUGA
This is a messenger RNA of Saccharomyces paradoxus, 14739 nucleotides long. It is a transcript of the gene REA1, whose product is annotated as AAA family ATPase midasin. Gene Ontology annotation, molecular function: ATP hydrolysis activity; ATP binding. Gene Ontology annotation, biological process: rRNA processing; ribosomal large subunit assembly. The transcript has a single exon. The record is from RefSeq and is a predicted model, not a curated record. Lineage: Eukaryota; Fungi; Ascomycota; Saccharomycetes; Saccharomycetales; Saccharomycetaceae. Gene Ontology annotation, cellular component: nucleus; preribosome, large subunit precursor. The coding region runs from base 1 to 14739 and encodes 4912 amino acids.